Messenger RNA from Magnolia sinica, 1720 nucleotides. RefSeq names its product protein DETOXIFICATION 27-like. Gene Ontology annotation, molecular function: xenobiotic transmembrane transporter activity; antiporter activity. Gene Ontology annotation, biological process: xenobiotic detoxification by transmembrane export across the plasma membrane. The record is from RefSeq and is a predicted model, not a curated record. Lineage: Eukaryota; Viridiplantae; Streptophyta; Magnoliopsida; Magnoliales; Magnoliaceae. The transcript is spliced from 9 exons. The coding region runs from base 129 to 1562 and encodes 477 amino acids. Gene Ontology annotation, cellular component: membrane.
AUUGGCAGCGUCGGUAGGCAAUCCGCUUCCCCGCUUGGCUGCCAAAUCUUGAAUGCUCUUUAAAGAGACUUAUCCCUCUCUCUCGGGAAAUUAAUAAUAAUAAUAACAAAGAUAACAUAAGAGUCAAGAUGGAGGACCAAGAAGAGAAAGUGCCUUUGCUGCUUGAACCAGCAGUCGAAGCCGGUGAAGUUGGUUUGAGCCGCAAGAUCCUGAUCGAAUCAAAGAAGCUAUGGAGAAUCGCCGGGCCCGCCAUCUUCAACCGCCUAGCUAUGUACACCAUGAACAUCAUAUCGCAAGCCUUUGCCGGUCACUUGGGCGAUCUUGAGCUUGCUUCCUUCUCCAUCGCCUGCACCGUCAUCCUAGGACUUGUAUUCGGGCUCAUGUUAGGGAUGGCAAGUGCUCUAGAAACGCUAUGCGGACAAGCUUUCGGAACAAAGAAGCACCACAUGUUGGGGAUCUACCUGCAACGGUCUUGGAUCGUCCUCGUUGGCAUCUCGAUCCUGAUUUUGCCAGUAUAUAUCUAUGCAGCUCAGAUCUUGAUGUUCAUGGGUCAGUCACGAGACAUCGCCGAGAUGGCAGGGAACAUAUCUCUAUGGAUGCUCCCUACUCAUUUCUCCUUCGCCUUCCAAUUACCUCUUCAAAGGUUCUUGCAGUGCCAGCUCAAGAAUGCUGUUAUCGCAUACGUGUCUGCGGUGGCAUUGGUUGUCCACAUAUUCAUUAGCUGGCUCUUUGUGUCCGUGCUUGAUUUCGGUAUCAUUGGGGCUGCAUGCACCAUGAAUUUCUCAUGGUGGGUGGUGGUGCUUGGCCAGUUUGGUUAUACUGUUUUCGGAUGGUGUCCUCUUACAUGGACCGGUUUCUCUAAGGAAGCCUUCUCUGGAUUGUGGGAGUUUCUCAGACUCUCCGCAGCUUCGGGUGUUAUGUUGUGUUUAGAGAACUGGUACUAUAAAGUGUUGAUCGUGUUAACUGGGAAUAUGAAGAAUGCUGAAAUCGCGGUCGAUGCGUUAUCCAUCUGCAUAUCCAUCAAUAGUUGGGAGAUAAUGAUUCCAUUUGCAUUCUUCGCUGCAACUGGAGUACGUGUUUCGAAUGAACUCGGAGCUGGAAAUGGGAAUGCUGCAAAGUUUGCUACAGUUGUAUCGGUGGUGACAUCUUCGGUGAUCGGACUCUUCUUUUGGGUGGUGAUCAUGGCCUUCCAUGACAAUCUGGCUCUGAUCUUCACAUCAAGCACUGUGGUUAUCGAUGCAGUUAACAGAUUGGCUGUCCUAUUGGCUUUCACCAUCCUCCUUAAUAGCAUCCAACCAAUUCUCUCUGGUGUUGCAGUGGGGUCUGGUUGGCAAGCGUACGUGGCAUAUGUUAACGUUGGAUCUUACUACUUAAUUGGAGUCCCUGUUGGAGUUUUAUUGGGAUGGUUCUUUCAUCUUGGAGUCCUGGGUAUCUGGGCCGGAAUGAUCGGUGGGACUGCCAUCCAGACGCUGAUUUUGGCUUACAUGACACUGCGGUGUGAUUGGGAAAUGGAGGCCAAGAAAGCGAGCGGGCGAAUGAAUAGAGAGGUGGUUUCUUCGUGAAAAGUCUGGAGGAGAUUGAAUUUCAUUAAUGCCUAAAUGACAGUGAUUAGAUUCACCAAUGGGCAAUGUAUUUAGGUCGGAUGCCCGACUGAUCAAGCUCACAUGCAUGUGAAAGGAGAAGGAGACUUGCAUUGUUGAAUUGAUCUUGGUAUUCAAUU